AUUAAUUUAUAUGUUAUUUUGAUUAUAUUUUCUUCAAACUAUUAUUCAUAGUUGUAUAUAGUAUAGAGAUGAAGAUACUUCCGGCCAUACCUAACGAUGCAUCUAAUUUUUUUUAUUCUAUGGAACACAAGCUUACAUGGCGUCGUUUGAUAUCACUCGUUGUUGGUUGACGCUUGGGUUAUAAAAACAUCCGUUGAUUUUGCAAAGGAAAAGUGUAGUGUAUCGGAAAUUGAAUAAUGAGAAAGUCACCGUUAAGUAUGCCGGGCGGUAGUAGAAGUCAGAAUAAUCACGAGUGGAAGUCUUACGUUGAUACGAGAAGGACAAAUUGUAGUUUUGUUGCUUACAAGCGUGGGUGUUAUUCUUACAACGGUGUAGAACUGAAUCGUGGCGAUAACGACUUUAUUCCCUUGAACACUAGUACGCCGGAUCAAAGGAGACACAGUGGUAACAGAUAUGGUUCUGGGAUUGGUCGAAAUCACCGCAAUUCAGGUAGUUGGUUGUUUAAUGAUUAUAGAGGAAACCACUUUGCGAACACAAAACUGCAUUUCAAUAAUUCCUACUCUCCUUAUAAGCAUACUGGUAUGCAAUUUCAUGGACAAAAUAAGAAUAUGCAAAAGGAUAGUCAUAGGCAAAUUGACAUAUCAAGAUAUAUUGACAUUAAGUCUAUCUUAGAAGAUCCAUGGGCUGAAUUAAUGCAAAAAAUGGAUGACUCUACGUCGUCUGAUAAAGUUGACGCUUUAAAUGGACGCUCCAGUAUUCCUUAUUCCAAAGAGAUUAGCAAAAGCGUGUCUUUGGUUGAUACAUACUUUCAGAAUAACCAACACAAUGCAGAAUCUCAAAAUCAGUCUAUAAAUACUGAUUUAAAAAUAAGCGAUAACUCUUUGAAAGUUACAAAUAUAUCGGAUAAUCAAUUGGAAGAUACUAAAUUGGAUUCUACUUCGAAUAAUGAAAGUUUGUGCAAUAAUAGUAAUGAUAAUAAUCAUGUGGCGGAUAAAGAAAUUAAACAAAACAUAUAGCAAUUGAUCAAUGUUACAUACAUAUAAAUCAUACGUAAUAAGGAAAGAGCAAAAUUUCUUCAAAGACGAUUCAUAGAUACGACAAUGCAAUCUUUAAUUGUAUGUAUGUACAUUUUAUUAAUGUAUAUAAAAUUUUGCACGCAUCAUAUAUAAUUUAAGAUACAUACGUACGUACAUAUACACACAUACAUGCAUACAUGCGUACAUAUACAUACAUACAUACAUACAUACAUACAUACAUACAUACAUACAUACAUACAUACAUACAUAUACAUACAUACAUAUACAUACAUACAUACAUACAUACAUACAUACAUACAUACAUACAUAUAUUAAUGAGAUUAGCAAGGUGAUAUAUAAGCAUAUGAUUAGUGUAAAUAGAGCUAUUUUUUAAGUGCAGAUCUUUUUUGUAAAAGUAGAAUUUUAAUCUAUGUGGAUUGGAUAUAUACAAGAAGUGCAGUAUAAAAUUAUCUUUCACAUUGAACUUUCGUAAGAAGGCUGUGAAGAAAUGUAUAAUAUUUACUGAAAAUGAUUUAUAUGUGCAAUUCUAAUGUACACAGAGAGCAAAGCGUGUUUGAAUUACAAUUAGGUAAACAUUGAACACCAACUUCUUGUCCAUAGAUUAAGUAAUUAAGACAUGUCCUGAGGUUUAACACUCAGUUAGAUAACUUAAAUAAAACUGAAUUCUUUUUUUACUCUUAAUACAUAACGAAGAAAUCUUUGAAGAUUCACAGAGUCUGUAUAAUUAAGAGUAAUAUUAAUGUAGUAAAGAAACUUUAUUGUAGCAUGCGAUUAUCUGUACAUCGACUACAGUUAAUUUUAAUGUUCAUUAACUCUUAAUAAUAUUUAAUGAUAUAACUUAUGAAAUAAUGUUUUCAUCCCUCUAAAUGAUGAAUGUAACUUAAAUAGAUUUUGUUCUUUAUAUAUUUAAAGAAAUAGGAAUUAUUACAUGUAUGUAUCUCUAACAGGAAUAUUUACUUUACUUGUAUCAAUAGCAAUAUUGUUGAUAAAAUUAGUUUUAAUUCGGUACAAUUAAGUAUACAUAAGAAGUACGUGAUUUUGUAGAUAUUUAUAUAAUAUGAUUUUUUUUGUCUGUAUUAACAGCAAUACUCGUUUUUACAUAUUUGAUCUCUGUAUUAUGUGAAUUUGCAUAUGUGUAUGUCUUUGGUCAGAUAUGGAGACUGUAAACAGACUCAGUCAAAAGAGUUCUAAUGCAAUAUUAUGCUAAUAAAAAAAUAAAUAAUAAAUCAUAUAUAUAUACAUAUAUAUGUGUAUACAUAUGUGUAUGUGUAUGCGCGCGUGUGUGUGUUAGUGUACAUACAUAUGAUGAAAAGGAGAUACACUUUGUCCAGAUUUAUAUGAUACAUUACAAAGAACAGUGUGUGAAAUGGGACAAAAUAAAUUACAUGUUGUUUGUCACAUAUUAUAUGUGACGUUUCAUCUCAACAUGUUAAUUUAAUAUAUGUACAAAAUCAUGAACUGGUACAAACUUAACAAUUAACUUGAAAAAAUUUCAAUUAGUCUUAUUCUCAUGUAUUAAUAUAAUUAAUACAUAAAUUAAUGUAAUUUCUCACAAUAAUCUCUGUUGUAAAAAGCAUCAAUAAUCUGCUAAUAACUGUAUACCUAAUGUUCGAAACAAAAAAAAAAUAUAUGAAAAAUAUAAGAAAAAGCAAACCAAUGUCUAAUUACUUUGGAUAAUUUUAAUUUUUUAGGAAUUAUUCUUAAUGAAAUAACAAUGACAUUAAUUUUUAGUGUACACUAUUAAAGUUAAGGUCGAUUCAAUGAAAUUUAUAUAAUAAUCAUACUUACCAAUAAUGUCACAAUUAAAUUUUAUCUGAUGAGAUAACACAAUCUAAAAACUUAUAUGUAAUAAGCAACUUAAUAAGUAAUAAUUAACGAUCGAUUAAAUUGACUGGAUGAUAUAGCAUCAAUAUAUUUUAUAGAUCAGUAUUAUUAUAAUUCUGAGUUAGUGACACUUACUUAUUUAUAUACAGGAGACAAAAAUAAUAUAAAAUUAGUUGUUAUUAUUAUUAUUUCUUUUCUUUUUCUUUUUUUUUUUGUAAAAUCGCUCUUAAAUCGACUGUCUUAAGAUUGCCUUUCCAUAUAAGAGAAUAAGGAUUCAUCAUUACUUACUUUGGUCUCAUUGCUUAAAGCUAUAAUUCUGUUUUCUAUUACCUUUCUUUUGUUACUUUUUCUUUCUUUAAUGAUCUUAAUCCAUGGUCGGUAAAUAUAUAUUGCAUCGAAACGAAUAUUUUUCAUACUGCUUAUUUAUAAUAAACUUUAGGUAAGACAAUGUAAAUGACAAUAUCUUCAACGAAGCAACUUCUCAACUUCCUAAAUGACUAAUUUCGUUGCACAAAAAUCUUUUUCGAAAUAUUACACGCACAUUUCACAUUUCGUCCGUAUGUCUUAAAGGAUAAUAAAAUAAUAACGAUAAAUGAAAUAAUAUACAAUAAUAAUAACAUUUUUGAUUUUUUAUAGUUUAGUAACUUUGAUAUUUAAAUAAUAACGUUGAUAUUUGUUUAUCUUUACUUAUUCAAAAUCAACGAAUUUUUAAAUAAGUGUAAGAAAUAAUUCAAAAUUUGUUAUUUAAGAUAUAUUGUAAAUAAUACUUUUGAAAACGAUAACCCCUUUCUCGAUGUCGUUGCUUAAUCGCUUAACACACAGUCAUUCAUACAGAACAUACGCGCAUACAAUUAUACGAUUUACGUUUAAAUUUACUCGUAAACUAUUUGCAGCUAAGCGCGCUUUUAAAUUACAUCUAAGGCGGUUAUGCACCGCUGGUUCUGGCUGUGUACAUACAUUUUGUUAAUAGUUUGUACAUAUCAUACAUCAUCAUACAUAUAUAUAUAUAUAUAUAUACAUAUAUACGUGUAUGUAUGAUGCAUGUAUGCAUGUGUAUGUAUACGUACAGGGUAAUUCGUCAAAAGUUAUAUAGAAAUAUAUUUUCAAUUUAUAUACUUUAUGUACUACAUCAAAGAUUCGACAUACGCAUCCAUGAGGCGAACAUAAUCUAUUAUCGAUUGAUAUCGAUUAUCAAAGAUCGUACAGAAAUAAAUACAUUAUUUUAAAUCGAGAUUUUUAAGGAAUUUUUAUGAAUGACAUAAUAUGAAUGGAGCAGACAAUAAGUCUUAACAUAACCUAUCAGCUGGGAAUAUGAUCAUUGGAUAUCGAUUAUCGAAGAUCGUAUGAAGUACUCAUAUGUUAUUUUCAAUCGAGAUUUUUUCAUCAAUGAAACCGAAUGAAUGAAAAAUUACUGAUAAUUCUCUAUUUCGUUCGUAUAAUUCGAUAAAAGUAAAAUUAAGAAGAAUAUCUUUUCACGACACAAUUGAAAUUUUUCGUAAACAUUAUCGAAUUACCCUGUACAUUUAGUAAAGGAAGUUGUAUGAGGUAACUGUGUCAUUGAAGGAGAGAAAUAGAGAGAAAGAAAAAUAGAAGAAAAUAUUCUAAUUUGGUCGUUGACAAUGAAUUACACCGAUGGUCCGAAGGAACGUUCGAAUCGUCUUAAAUCUAUCUACACAUUAUAAUUGAUCAAUGAGCAAAAUAACGAGAAUAACGUGUACGAGAAUUCUAGAUGGUUCGAGUUAAGGUUACACUAUCGAUUUAUCUUUAUAAAUGUUAUACAAUAUCGUAUUGGAGACAUGGGUAAUACAAUACACAUGAAAGAGAAUAUGAUAUUCGAUAUAUAUCAACUAGUUACUAGAGCAACGAAAUGCCAGAAUAAAUAACGCGUUGAGAAUCA
This is a messenger RNA of Vespa crabro (European hornet), 4758 nucleotides long. RefSeq lists its product as uncharacterized. The transcript is spliced from 2 exons. NCBI's taxonomy places the organism in Eukaryota, Metazoa, Arthropoda, Insecta, Hymenoptera, Vespidae. The record is from RefSeq and is a predicted model, not a curated record. The coding region runs from base 237 to 1016 and encodes 259 amino acids.